AUGGAGUUGCCGUCGCCGCCGUCCCCCGCCGGAAGAAGUCUCCAGAGCCUUCUAGACGAAGAGCGCCGGAGCAGCGCCACCGUAUUACAGCUGCCGAGAAAAUCCUCAUUCCAAAACAACGACGACGGCGACGACGACGACGACAUUAAUUAUUCCCAACUCUCCUCCCCCAAGACCUCCUGCGUCUCCGCCGCCUCCUUCCCGCUUGUCCGCGCCGCCGUCUGUCCCGACUCCCCCUGGAUACGCUCCCCAGUUAGGGAUUCCUCCGCCGCCCACCAGCUGACGUAUCACUGCCUCGCCUCAUUAUACCGCGGCGACGGCAGCGUUUAUUCCCUCGCCGUCGCCAAAAAUUUUGUCGUUACAGGAUCUUCGAGCACCAGAAUCCAUGCCUGGAAUCCGACAGAUCUCGCCGACAUGGGAUGCGCCGAAUCUUCCGCCGCCCAAAUCCGCUCCAUUUUGGCGGCCGGGAAUCUCCUCGUCUCCGUCCACGCCGACUUCCGAAUCCGCCUCUGGAACAUCGCCGGAUCCUCGCCGCCGGCGGGCGACAAAUUCCGGCUGAAGAAACUCACGACGCUGCCGCGGAAGCGGCGGUUCUUCAGCCGGAAAAAAAUUCCGGCGCACAAAGACCGCAUCUCCGCCGUCGCGAUCAACGCCGCCGACAUGCUCGUCUACACGGCGUCGUGGGAUCAGACCGUUAAGGUCUGGAGCAUUACGAAAAACCGCUGCGUUGACUCCUUCGCGGCCCACGACGCGCAGGUCAACGCCGUCGUCGUGAACCAAAUCGACGGCUGCGUCUUCACCUGCUCGUCGGACGGGACGGUCAAGAUAUGGCGACGCGUGUGUAAGGACGACAGCUGUCACAUUCUUACGGUGACGCUGAAAUUCCAGCCGUCGCCGGUCAACGCGCUGGCCCUGAGCGUCGGCGCGAGCCGGCGCCGAGCCGAGCCGUCGUGUUUUCUGUACUCCGGGUCCUCCGACGGGCUGAUCAAUUUCUGGACGAAGGAGGGGGCGUCGGGGAGGUACAACCACGGCGGGUUUCUGCAGGGGCAUCAUUUCGCGGUGCUUUGUCUGGCGGCGCCGGCGGCGGCGCCGGAGAUGAUCGUGAGCGGCUCGGAGGAUGCGACGGUGAGGGUGUGGCGGCGGGAGGAGGCGAGCGGGUUGCAUUCUUGUUUGGUUGUGAUUGAUGGGCAUCACGGGCCUGUCACGUGCCUGGCGGCGGUUCUAGAAGGUAAUGGAACCUCGGAGUCCUCGAAGAUGGGGCUGUUGGUUUACAGUGCGAGUUUGGAUAAAACGCUUAAGGUUUGGAGAGUGAAGGUUUUUGGUGUUGACGAUGAAAGAGCAAAGGGCAAAAAAUUACAAGAAGAUGAGGCUGAUACUAUUAAUAAUAAUAAUAAUAAUAAUAAUGAUGUGUGCAAAAUGAGCCCUGUUUUGUCGCCUUCGUGGGUUCGAAAGAAGAUUCACGGCAGUCAUUACUAA
This is a messenger RNA of Andrographis paniculata, 1476 nucleotides long. RefSeq names its product protein JINGUBANG-like. NCBI's taxonomy places the organism in Eukaryota, Viridiplantae, Streptophyta, Magnoliopsida, Lamiales, Acanthaceae. The transcript is spliced from 2 exons. The record is from RefSeq and is a predicted model, not a curated record. Gene Ontology annotation, molecular function: protein binding. Bases 1 to 1476 code for a protein of 491 amino acids.